Messenger RNA from Oncorhynchus nerka (sockeye salmon), 10174 nucleotides. RefSeq names its product protein Daple. Gene Ontology annotation, cellular component: cytoplasm; centrosome. Gene Ontology annotation, biological process: cytoplasmic microtubule organization; cytoskeleton-dependent intracellular transport. NCBI's taxonomy places the organism in Eukaryota, Metazoa, Chordata, Actinopteri, Salmoniformes, Salmonidae. The record is from RefSeq and is a predicted model, not a curated record. Gene Ontology annotation, molecular function: microtubule binding; dynein light intermediate chain binding.
UGUGUGUGAAACAAGUUUUGAUGCAGGUGUGAACGCGUUGACUUCGUUCUGCUUUUAUUACUGUGUAAGAUGAACUUCGAAAACGCCAUCUACAUUCUGAAAGACUGUGACAUGCACAGUAUUUUUUUCGGUCAUGGGAAACUAUAUAUCGCCGUGAUGAUUUGUUAUGGGUAGAGCCCCAACAACGUGCGGUUUAUCUUCGAUGUCUCACGGCAUUGUUCCGUCUUGACCAGGCAUGCAAGGUCCCCUGAGAAGAAUAUUGAGUUUCUGCGAACGCUUGGGCGGUGACCACUAAUUUUAGGAUUUAAGAACUGGGAGGAAACGUGUGAAGUUUCUUAAAAUGGAUAUUACAGUGUCAGAGUUGAUGGAAAACUUCAUGGAUACCUCGCUCGUGGUGUGGGUGAAGACCUUUGGACCACUGGGCUCCGGCUCAGAGGACAAGCUCUCUAUGUUUAUGGAUCUGGUGGAUGGGGUCUUCCUGCACAAAAUCAUGACACACAUAGACCCCAGCCCCACCAACCAGAGAGUGAAUAAGAAUGUGAACAAUGAUGUGAACCUACGAAUCCAGAACCUCAACAUUGUAAUCAGGCACGUCAAGAACUACUACCAGGACAAUCUCCAGCAGCUCAUCCUGAUGACCCUGCCUAAUGUGCUGACCAUGGCUAAGGACCCCCUCUCAGGCAAGAGCAUGGAAGAGGUGAAGAGACUGCUGCUGUUGAUCCUAGGCUGUGCUGUGCAGUGUGAGAGGAAAGAAGAGAUAAUUGAGAAGAUCAAACUGCUCGACAUUGAGAGGCAGGCAGCCAUCGUCUCCCACAUUCAAGAGGUGACCCAAAACCAGGAGAAUGUGUUGGACUUGCAGUGGCUGGAGCUGCCAGAUAUGCCCACUGAGGAGCUGGACCCCCUGUCCAGAAACAUGGCCCUGCACCUCCGCAAACUCAUAGAUGAAAGAGAUGAAUGUGCAGAGGCGAUCGUGGAGCUGACCCAGGAGAGGGACUACCUCCAGUCCCAGCAGCCCUCUAACCACCUGGGUUACCCCAACCCUGAGAGGACCGACCUGGGCCUGGGCGGACCUAUCUGCCGGCUGUCCAAAGAGGACCGGCAGCAUCUGGCUGUGGAGCUAGCUGACACUAAAGCCAAACUGAGACGCUCGCGACAGGAACUGGAGGAGAAGACUGAGCAGCUGAUGGAUAACAAACAUGAGGUGGAGAGGCUGGAUCUAGAGAUGCAGAAACUCAAGCAGGAGAACAUGCAGUUACUCGCAGAGGCGAGGUCGGUGCGUGCGUACAGGGAUGAAGUGGACGCUCUGAGGGAGAAGGCAGCCAAGGUGGACAGACUGGACACAGAGUUGAGCCGCUGCAAGGAGAGGCUACACGACGUCCACUUCUACAAGACACGAGUCGAGGAGCUGAGAGAAGAUAACGCCACUCUGAUGGAGACCAAAACCCUGCUGGAGGAGCAGCUGGGAGCCUCCAGGAGGCGUUGUGACAAACUACAUGAGCUGGAGAAGGAGAACCUGCAGCUACGCUCCAAACUACACGACGUGGAGAUGGACCGGGACACAGAUAAGAAGCACCUGGAGGGGUUGAUAGAGGAGAACAUGCUGCUGGAGAUCUCUCAGAAACAGAGCAUGAACGAGUCUGCCCACCUGGGCUGGGAACUGGAGCAGCUGGCCAAGAACAACGACGACAACGACAUGCACAAGUUGUUUGUGUUUGAGCUGAACGAGUCUGCGUCGAGCCGUCUGCUGAAGCUGGAGAAGGUGAACCAGGGUCUGCAGAGCACCAUCCAGGAGCUCAGAGAGGCUUCACUAAGUCUGGAGAAGGACCAGCUAAACACCAUGGAGUUGGAGAGAGAGAACCAGGGCCUCAGCAAAAAGCUGGAGCGUAUGCAGACCCUGCUGGACCAGGAGAAGCAGACCACCCAGGACAUGGAGGGUCUGGAAGAAUACCUGCUCAAAGACGAGCAGAAACUGGAGAAGACUCUGGAGAGACUACAGGCAGACAAGAACAGACAGGCGCAAAGUAUCUCAGAGCUGGAGCAGGAGAAGGAGCACCUGAGUCAGGCGGUGAGUUCCCUGCGUCAGCACGCCCAGGUUGACAGCGAGGCCCGAUUCAGGGAGGUGGAGACAGAGAACCGCGUCCUCCACCAGACCAUCACCAACACCGGAACCAAGCUGGCCCGGCUAGAAGCCCAGGGCAAGCAGGCCACCAAGGAGCUGGAGACACUGAGGGAGAGGGGGGAGGAGCUGGAGAGGGAGACAACACAUCUGGAGAGGAGCAAGGAGCAGCUGCAGAGGGAGGUGGCCUCCCUGAAGAUCACAUGUGACCGGGCUGAGGCCCUGGAGAGAGACAACACCAGCCUGGAGCAGGACAACCGGAGGCUGAAGAAGCAGGUGGAUACAACCCAGAACGUGAGCCUGCGCCUGGCCACGCUGGAGAAUGACCACAGCCUCUUGGACGAGGAGAACCUGGAGCUUCGCCGCACCGUGGAGUCCCUCCGGCCAGCUGCCGUUCGCCUGGCCCAGCUCCAGCAGGAGAACAGGGAGCUGGAGAGGGAGAGGGAGGAUCUGACCCGCUCUGUGGAGGAGCUGCGGUCCCAGAGGAAGAGGGCGGAGCGGCUGGAGCUGAGCAUCGGCAGCCUGGGCCAGGAAAACCAGAGGUUACAGCAGAGCCUGGAGAACAGUUCCACUAAGAUCCAGGGGCUGGUGAGGGAGCUGAGGCAGGCGGAGACUGAGACCGGGGUUCUGAGACGGGAGCUGGAAGAGGUGCGCCUGGCGGGGAAACGCCUGGAGGUGGUGGAGAAGGAGAAGAGGGGGCUGGAACAGGAGCUGGGCCAGUCAGAGAAGGAGAGGAAGCAGCUGGAGAAGGAGGCGCGACGUUUAUGGCAGCAGCUGGAAGUGAAGGAAGAGGUGCUGGAGGAGAGUGCUCUAAAGCUGGCCUCAUUAGAGAAGGAGGGCAUCACCAAGGAGAAGGAGCUGGAGAGGUUAAAGGAGGUGGCUGGGAUGGUCAAAGAGCUGGCGAUUCAGAACAAGGAGCUGCAGAAACAGGCCACCAUCGACAAGAGGACCCUGGCCACACUCCGAGAGGACCUGGUGAAUGAGAAGCUGAAGGUGCAGCAGCAGUGGAACGAGUUGGAGAUACUGAGCCACGAGCUGGAGAAGAUUGGCCUCAACAGAGAGAAACUACUGCAGGGGGAGAACAGCUGUGAAGAGAAUAAGUACAAGAUCUUGGAGAGUAAGAUCGAGUCAACGCUGAAGAAGACUCUGGAGAUCCGUGAGGAGAAGAUUCAUGGUUUGGAGUCUCGACUGGAGGAGUCUAGUAGUCUUAAUCAGCAGCUACGCACUGAACUCAGCACCUUGAAGAAGACUCUGGAGGCUCUGAGACAGAGGCAGGAGGAGGAGACCCACUCACACAGCUCCACACUACAGGCUGCAGUUCAGGGUCAGGUCCAGGGCCACAGCCAGGGUCAGGAGAAGUGGGAGACAGUGACGAGAGAGGCCACCGCAGAGCUCCUCAAAUUCAAGGAUCGCCUCAUCGACAUAGAGAAGAACAAAGCAACCUUGCAGACAGAGAAGCACCUACUGAAAGAUCAGCUGAGACAGCUAGACAACCAGAACAGCCAGCUGAAUGCCCAGAAUGUGGCCCUACAAGGGCAGGCUGUAGCACUGCAGCAGCACAACACCUUCCUGCACAAACAGACAGCCAAACUACAGGUGGAGAACUCCACCCUCAACUGCCAGAGUGCAUCUCUCAUGGCCCAGAAUGCCGUACUGCAGGGCCAGGUGGGGGCUCUGGAGAGCGAGUCGGAGGCGUGGCAGCGGCAGCGGGAGGAAGCGUGGGUGGGUAGGGAGGGCGUGCUGCUGGACCACGAGCGCUUGCUGAGCGUUCACGAGAGACAGGCGGCGGAGUACGAGCAGCUCAUCACCCAACACGCCGCCCUGAAGGGCAACCAGAGAGCUCUGGAGAAGGAGCACCGUGCACUGGAGAACAAGUACAUAGUGCUGCUGAAGCAGAAAGAUGCCAUGGAGGCAGUGGAGUCCACCCUUCAGAAGGAGAGGGAGAGUGUAAGAGAGGAGAUCCACAAAAAUGCGCUGAUUCUGGGGGAGAACCAGAGUCUGAGGGGGGAGUUGGACCGGUUGACCCAGACUCACUCCCAACUGUGUGCGGAGUAUGACGGGCUGCAGGUGCAGACCAAGGAGUUGAAGACCCGACUGAACAGAGCUCAGCUGGAGUUGAACCGCUGGCAAGCCAGAUACAACUCGAUGAAGGAGCAGCACCAAGGCCUGGACAUCUCCAUGACCAAGCUGGACAACCACUGUGAGCUGCUGACCCGUCUGAAGGGGAACCUGGAGGAGGAGAACCACCACCUACUGAGUCAGAUCCAGAUGUUGAGCCAACAGAACCAGACCCUGCUGGAGAGAACCAUGGAGAGCAAAGAGCUCUACCACGAAGAGCAGAAACAGUACAUUGACAAGUUGAACUCGCUCCGGAGGCAGAAGGAGAAACUGGAGGAGAAGAUCAUGGAUCAGUACAAGUUUUAUGAUCCAUCUCCUAAAAAGAGGAACCAUUGGGCCGGGGCCAAGGCUCUGGCCAAACUCAUCAAGCCCAAGAACAGACAGGACAGCUCCAGGGAGAGGGUGCGGAGCGCCCCUGACAUUCCCCUGCCCGAACCUCCCACCUUGGACUUCCCUGACAUCCCCCCCACGCCUCCCCUUCCACUGCCCCGCCAGUCCUGCCUCAGCCUAGACUCUGUAUGGAACCACUCUCUGGAGGAGAACCACCUUGGACAGGGACACUUCCCUGCCCUCACCCCCACCCCCACAUACUCCAGCAGAGCACUAAACGACAGUGGAGUGUCCAGAGGCAGGGAGCUGUUCCGUGCUUCAGGGGGCAGCAGUGAGGGUGUGAAUGGCACUGAGGAGCUGUACGCCAGACGCAGAGGUGUGGAGCUAGGGGGGGCUGCUGCUCACUCCAUCCCCGCCACCCACUCCUCCACCUCAGGCCUGACACCCAGCUCCAGGCCUGGACACAGGCCCAAAGGUUUCAUCUAUGAGGACGACUCUCGGGUUCACUCCCCUGAUGCUCAUCUUGUCCAUGGAAACGCAGGUUAUGGACCAGGCUCUGCUGAGCUCAGUCGCAACACCUCCAGCAGCAACUCCCCUGUCAACUGCAAAGAUUCCCUGGAGCACCUGCAGGACCGUUCUGCCAGUCUGUCCAGUGAUGACGUAGUGGGCCUUAGUCACGACGUGUCCCACUCCCUGACCCUCCCCUGGAGCGCCAUUGUCCCUUACGACGCACACGCCCACACCCCGGUCCAGAGGAGUGCACCCCGGCCUGGCAGCCACCGGACCUCCUCCCCUGGCAGCGAGAUGGUCACCUUGGAAGAGUUCCUGGAAGAGAGCAACACCCUGUCACCACCCACUGUGCUGUCAGGCAGUCGGGAAGAUCUGGUGGCGGACUACUUCAACCCAUUAGAACAGAGAGAGAGAUCCACCCUUUGUCGGCCCUCUCCCCUGAGAGAUGGAGCCAAGACCCCCACCAGCUAUGUUACGCCCACUGUGAAGAGAGACACAGACCUCCACCGGGCUGGUGAGGGGCCAGGCAGGACCUCCAAACCAGGCCAGUGUGUCAAGCCCAGUGUCCUGCUACAAGAGGGAUCCACCUCCAUGCCCCAGUCCCACUCACAGACCCUACCCAACCAGACCAGCAACGGGCUAGGGACAGGGGGGCGGCCUUUACCCCUGGGACCCUUUGCACCCUAUGGAGGAGGUCUGGGCAGCAGCAGUUUGUCUCGGACCUUCAGCCUGGCCUCCGCUGACCUGCUGCGCUCCAAUGGUCCAGGUAGCUACCGGUCAGACAUGGAGGCAGGAGGCUCGCCCAGCCGAGGUGGUGGGGAUGGGGUGGUCAGGAGGCCUGGGGCUGGAGCCACGGCCAGGGAGCGCCCCCAGUCUGCCAGGUUAGAAGGACCCUUGGACAUCGACCCCCGCAGACUGUCUCUGGCUCCACCCAAAGAGGAACCUCUUAACCUGGCCCCUCCCCAGCACCACUCCUCCUCCCUGUCCCUGCAGCCCAAGUGCUACGGAGGGAGAACAACACCAGGCUCCACCCCCAGGAACAACAGCCCCAGCUCCGGACUGCAGCCACAAGGACAGCCCAUCCGCCAGAAGAACCACUGUGGGGAGGUUGCCAUGUUGAGGGCAGCGCCGGCUCUGAGGCUGGAGGAGCCACAGGAGGGGGAUGCGAGGCUCCAGGCUGACUGCCCGCUGCUGAAGAAACCAGAGGUGGGGGGAGGAGGAGGGGGGCUGAGCUGCAGCACAGAGGAGCACCCCAGGAGCACCUCCGCCUCCCCAGACCCCAACAACGACCCUCAGACUGUAUGGUAUGAGUACGGCUGUGUCUAGGAGCCGUUAUUGUAGUGGCAGGCCUCAGUACUGUACAAAAAGUUUUCUUCCUGGUAAACCACAGGAUGCCUGGUCUGGCACCGCUAGGCUGGUCCUCACUGAACUGUUUCUGACCAUUUGAAACUUCCUAGCUGCUUUUAACGCUUCAUAAAGGAAAUUAUACCCCAAAGAGACCACUACACCACAGGGCGCUGUACCCAGCUGGCAACAUAUGGUUGAUUUGAUUUGCAUGACCAACACGUGGGCAUGGUACUUGGGACCGCCAGUGCCGCAGUUACAUUAACAUGUACAGGAAUGCUUUGAGGAAGGCAAAAGCACUAGAGAGAAAAAACGAAAAGAAAAAUACAUUCGUGGCUAUUGGACAACACUGGUUGCUCUAUGUGCACUGUAUGUGCUGUGCGCACAGUGGGUCUGGCCCUGUCCAAUGAGUUCUAUUCUGAAUCUGAAAAACUAACAUUUUGGGGAAGACCACUCCCAAAGACCACUCCCAGAGUAAUUGCAUGGUAAGGUCUGUCCUCCAUCUUUAGGAGCGUGAGGACAGAUUGUUUAUCUCAACACAGCCUCAGUGACACAUUACUGGAAAUGGGUCAGCUCCCACUUUGAACAUGCUGUUUUCUGUUGCGUCUGUGGGUGACCCAAACUAUGGGCUUUUGCAUAUAUCUCAUCUCAAAGUGAAACUGGCUUGUGGGGAGCAUGUAAUUCAUCCCAUAUCUGUUUUUGUGUACGCAAGGCAGGACGAAACAGGCAGAUAUACCAUAGAGGGAGGGAACACCAGACUGACCAACUCAUGAAGAGAGACAAAGCAGGGCUUUUUGUAGCAAGAGGGGACCAUUUCUGGAGGAAAGGAUUGAGUGAGUUUAAGAUGAAGAAAGACAGAGAUUUGGAGAUGAUUGACAUAAUGGUGAUGAUGGACAGAGAGAAAUGAAGAAAGAUGAAUGAGAGUUUCAGAGACAUUGGUCAGGUGGAAGAAUUAAAAAAUGAUACGUAAAAUGUUCUCCAUGACUAACCACCAUUAAUGCCCCAGAAAACUGAUCCCUAUACAAUAGAUGUGAUGUGCAGAAAAUAAAUCUUAUUUUCCAAAUACAAUCCAAAGAUUGACAAAACAAGGAUGAAUAUGUAGAUGUGUCUGAAGAUGGGAUACAUUUUUAUUACAGAAAGCUAAUCGGUGACAUUAUCAACAAGAGGCUAUUAAAGGCGUCUUUUUAGUUUUUAAUUAUUGAUAGUGUUGGAAUUAUUACGUUUUGUAUAUAUUUUUUUACACCACUACCCAGCUCUAAAAUGUCAGUAAGACUCAAUGUAUUUAUUAUGUUCCUCUCAAAUUACAAAACUAUGUCUGCGUGUCUGUGUUUUUAUCUUCUCACCUAAAUGGGUUUGUUGUGAAGUUGAGUGUGGUUCACUAAGGGUGGUGUCAUGUUGAAUUGUGCACAACCUCUCAUUCUCUUAAUGUAUUGAUGAGUUUUCUGUAUUAGUAAAAAGCCAGUGGAUAAAAAUCUCAUUAGACUCCUCUAUUAGGUAGACGACUAGUCCGUCUAUUAGAGGUGUAUUAUAGUACAGUUGAAAUCAGAAGUGUACAUACACUUAGGUUGGAGUCAUUAAAACUCAUUUUUCAACCACUCCACAAAUUUCUUGCUAACAAACUAUAGUUUUGGCAAGUCGGUUAGGACAUCUACUUUGUGCAUAACACAAGCAAUUUUCCAACAAUUGUUUACAGACAGAUUAUUUAAUUUAUAAUUCACUGUAUCACAAUUCCAGUGGGACAGAGGUUUUUGAGUCAAUUGGAGGUAGGCCUUGAAAUACAUCCACAUCUUCAAACUCAGUGCCUUUUUACUUGACAUCAUGGAAAAAUCUAAAGAAAUCAGCCAAGACCUCAGAGAGAGAAAAAUUGUAGACCUCCACAAGUCUGGUUCAUCGUUGGGAGCAAUUUACAAACGCCUGAAGGUACCACGUUCAUCUGUGCAAACAAUAGUACGCAAGUAUAAACACCAUGGGACCACGCAGCCGUCAUACCGCUCAAGAAGGAGACGUGUUUGGUCUUCUAGAGAUGAACGUACUUUGGUGCGAAAAGUGCAACUCAAUCCCAGAACAACAGCAAAGGACCAUGUGAAGAUGCUGGAGGAAACGGGUACAAAAGUAUCUAUAUCCACAGUAAAAUGAGUCCUAUAUCGACAUAACCUGAGAGGCCGCUCAGCAAGGAAGAAGCCACUGCUCCAAAACCGCCAUAAAAAGACAGACUACGGGUUACAACUGCACAUGCGGACAAAGAUUGUACUUUUUGGAGAAAUGUCCUCUGGUCUGAUGAAACACAAAUAGAACUGUUUGGCCGUAAUGACCAUCGUUAUGUUUGGAGGAAAAAGGGGGAGGCUUGCAAGCCGAAGAACACCAUCCCAGCCGUGAAGCACUGGGGUGGCAGCAUCAUGAUGUGGGGGUGCUUUGCUGCAGGAGGGACUGGUGCACUUCACAAAGUAGGUGGCAUCAUGAGAUGGGGAAAUUUAUGUGGAUAUAUUGAAGCAACAUCUCAAGACAUCAGUCAGGAAGUUAAAGCUUGGUCGCAAAUGGGUCUUCCAAAUGGACAAUGACCCCAAGCAUACUUCCAAAGUUGUGGGAAAAUGGCUUAAGGACAACGAAGUCAAGGAAUUGAUGUGGCCAUCACAAAGCCUUGACCUCAAUCCCAUAGAAAAUGUGUGGGCAAAAUAGAAAAGGCGUGUGCGAGCAAGGAGGCAUACAAACAUGACUCAGUUACACCAGCUCUGUCAGGAGGAAUGGGCCACGAUUCACCCAACUUAUUGUGGGAAGCUUGUGGAAGGCUACCCAAAAUGUUUGACCCAAAACAAUUGAAAGGCAAUGCUACCAAAUGCUAAUUGAGUGUAUGUAAACUUCUGACCCACUGGGAAUGUGAUGAAAGAAAUAAAGCUGAAAUAAAUCACUAUUAUUAUUCUGAUAUUUCACAUUCUUAAAAUAAAGUGGUGAUCCUAACUGACCUAAGACAGGGAAUUUUUACUUGUAUUAAAUGUCAGGAAUUUUGAAAAACUGAGUUGAAAUGUAUUUGGCUAAGGUGUAUGUAAAAUUCCGACUUCAACUGUAAGAUAUGUAAACAUUAUGUAGUAGAGCAUGAAAAUAUUUGGCACUCAAAUCUUCCUUCAACUUGUUCUAUUCAGAUACCAAACAGAUUGAUCAAAGGUUGGCAUGAUUGGCAUUCCCAAGAGGAAUAUCAUCUGUUUGCUGUGGAUCACACACAUGCCUAGGCAGGUAGCCUAGCAGUUAAGAGUGUUGAGCCAGUAACUGGAAGGUUGCUGGUUUGAAUCCCCGAGACGGCAAGGUGGACAAAUCUACCGUUCUGCCCUUGAGCAAGGCAGUUAACCAACAACAACAACUGCUCCUCGGGCGCUGAUGACAUGGAUGGCACCUCUCUGAUUCAGAGUUAAAUGUGGAAGACACAUUUCGGGUGAAUCCAUUCAGUUGUGGAACUGACUAGGUAUCCUCCUUUCUUGCCUCUCUUUUCUAUGCACAAUACGUGUUCCAUCACCAUGUGUUUUGUCCGACUGGUACGUCGGUUCUGUGUAUACUGUACAGUAGGUUAGAGAUUGGAGUUUGAUAAUCGUGACCAAACACUACUAAAAAAUGACUAGUUAUGACAGACCUACAAACGUGCAAAGAUACUGAAAUGUAAAUAUUGCAGAUGUUUGUGAUUUGUUUUCAUCGGUUAAUGAAGAUGCAUAGACCUUUUUUUGUCCAAAAACAAUUGAAACCUUUUUCAAUAAAGUUUUGUAAAAUGUA